CGGAGCCUGGUCGAUAGAUUAUGCAUUCCACAGGAUGGGUGCGAACAAUGGGAAACAGAGUGGGAGUGAAGGGAAAGGCAGUUCCAGUAUUUCCUCCGACCUGAGUUCAAGUACAGAUCAGACGUCGACCAAAGCUCCAAAGAAUGCAGCUACCAGUGAAGACUCAGACCUUAGUAUGAGGACACUGAGCACGCCCAGUCCUGCUCUGAUCCUGCCCCCAUGUUCCUCACCACUGGGUCCUGGUGCCUUGCUCAAUGGCUCCUCCACAUCAUCCUCCUCCUUCACUGCAGAGACUGUUGCCAUGGUACACGCCCCACCCACCGUCCUGACCCACCCCCAGCGUAGCCUGCAUCACUCCAGAGAUCAGCAGAUCGCACCAAUCGACAUCCUGCCCGACCACGCCUUCCUCCAGAUCUUCACCCACCUACCGACCAAUCAGCUGUGCCGCUGUGCGCGAGUGUGUCGGAGGUGGUAUAACCUGGCGUGGGAUCCGCGGUUGUGGAGGACGAUUCGGUUAACGGGGGAUGUGCUGCAUGUGGACCGCGCGCUGCGGGUGCUCACGCGACGGCUGUGCCAGGAUACUCCCAACGUGUGUCUGACACUGGAGACGGUGGUGGUCAGCGGCUGUCGGAGGCUGACCGACCGUGGGCUCCACACGGUGGCCCAGUGCUGUCCAGAGCUCCGCCGUUUAGAGGUAGCUGGCUGUUACAAUAUCUCCAAUGAGGCUGUGUUUGAGGUGGUGUCACGUUGCCCUAAUCUGGAGCAUCUGGACGUCUCAGGCUGCUCCAAGGUGACUUGUAUCAGUCUGACAAGGGAGGUGUCACUCAAGCUGUCUCCUCUGCAUGGCCAGCAGAUCUCUAUUCGUUAUCUAGACAUGACUGACUGCUUUGCCCUGGAGGAUGAGGGUCUGCACACCAUUGCCGCCCACUGCACACAGCUCACACACCUGUACCUGCGCCGCUGUGUGAGGUUGACAGACGAGGGUCUGCGCUUUCUGGUCAUAUACUGCCCAUCUGUACGCGAGCUCAGUGUUAGCGACUGCCGCUUCAUCAGCGACUUCGGCCUGCGUGAGAUAGCUAAACUGGAGGGCCGUCUGCGAUACCUGAGUAUCGCGCAUUGUGGCCGCAUCACCGACGUAGGCAUUCGCUACAUAGCCAAGUACUGUGUCCGGCUGCGCUACCUCAAUGCCAGGGGCUGCGAGGGCCUCACAGACCAUGGCAUUGAGCAUUUGGCCAAGAACUGCCUCAAGCUGAAGUCUCUAGAUAUAGGCAAGUGCCCCUUGGUAUCAGAUGCGGGGCUGGAGCUCUUGGCACUGAACUGUUUCAACCUGAAGCGACUGAGUCUAAAAUCCUGCGAGAGCAUCACGGGCCAAGGCCUCCAGGUGGUGGCCGCUAACUGCUUCGACCUGCAGCUGCUGAACGUGCAGGAUUGCGAUGUGCCACUGGAGGCGCUGCGCUUUGUUAAACGCCACUGCAAACGCUGUGUGAUUGAACACACCAACCCUGCUUUCUUCUGA
This is a messenger RNA of Chanos chanos (milkfish), 1516 nucleotides long. RefSeq names its product F-box and leucine-rich repeat protein 7 (gene fbxl7). The transcript has 4 exons. Lineage: Eukaryota; Metazoa; Chordata; Actinopteri; Gonorynchiformes; Chanidae. Gene Ontology annotation, biological process: SCF-dependent proteasomal ubiquitin-dependent protein catabolic process. Gene Ontology annotation, cellular component: SCF ubiquitin ligase complex. Gene Ontology annotation, molecular function: protein binding. Bases 35 to 1516 code for a protein of 493 amino acids. The record is from RefSeq and is a predicted model, not a curated record.